CUUUUGUACCUCCAAGGCUUCGGAAGACAUGUUGCAAGUCUGGAAACUUUUGCUUUUAAUAGGCAUUUCAUGUCAAACCGUUUACGCUGUCUAUGAGGAAGAGGAGGAAGCAAAUUGCUUUGCCCUUCAGGACGAAACAUGUCCCAAUGAGAACAUUACCUUUUGGUUCUACACAAACACUAUCCUCGAGGGAAAACAAUUGUGGUUGCACAAUUUAAGCGAUUCAGGAUUUCUACCUCGAAAACAGUUAAAAGUUUUAGUUCAUGGAUUUCAUGGUAACCGCGACAAAUUGCCCAACAAUCAGCUGCGCCUCCUGCUUACUUCCCAGAACUACCAUGUGAUCUCACCGGACUUUCCAAACUUGGCCGUGGAACCCUGCUACUCGCAGGCAGUGGGGAAUGCCAAGUUCGUGGGCCGUUGCCUGGCCCAAUUACUGGAAAAGCUUGUUAGCGAACGUCUGGUGGCCCAUGAGGAUCUGCAUUUGAUCGGUUUCGGUUUGGGUGCCCAUGUAGCCGGGUUUACCGGACUCUUUAUGCCUAAGAACCUGCCACUGCAGCGCAUCACCGCUUUAAAUCCGGCCAAGCCACUCUUUCUGGGCACCGACAAAGAUGAUAAACUGGAUUCCACCGAUGCCCUUUUCGUGGAUGUCAUUCACACGGAUGUCCUGAUGCUUGGCCUUUUAGAGGCAGUGGGUCACGUGGACUUUUACGUGAACAUGGGCAUCAGUCAGCCCAACUGCGGGGAUGUCAGCAAGAUAACCACCCACUACUGCUACCACAACCGAGCCGUGACUUAUUACGCGGAGUCCAUUGCCUCGCCCUUGGGCUUUUUUGGCUACGGCUGUUCCAACUACAGUAGCUUUCUGAAUGGAAAGUGCCAGCCCAGUAAGGAUGUGGAACAGAUGGGCUUCUACGUACGAUCGGAGGCCAGGGGCUUUUACUUUUUGGAGACUAAUUAUUUUCCACCUUAUGCAAUGGGCGUAAACCAUAUGAAUCUGAGCCGCGAAUUUAAAAACAGAACUUACAUAAUCGACGAAUUCCUAGGUCCUAAGUGGGAUUUUUGACAAUAAAACGGCACAAUAAGAAAGUGUAGCAGAAAUAUGUUAUAACACCAUGAUUAUAACCAAUAAAAAAUAUUGAAGCAAAA
Messenger RNA from Drosophila kikkawai, 1146 nucleotides. Its product is annotated as pancreatic triacylglycerol lipase. The record is from RefSeq and is a predicted model, not a curated record. Gene Ontology annotation, biological process: lipid catabolic process. Lineage: Eukaryota; Metazoa; Arthropoda; Insecta; Diptera; Drosophilidae. Gene Ontology annotation, molecular function: lipase activity.